AUGGUCUCCACGCGCGCCUCCUCACGCGCCGAGGAGCGCCCUCUCCUUUCCGGCAAGCCCAGCAGCAGCAGCAGCAGCAGCAACCCCAAGCGAGGCUCGUGGUCCCACGCGCCCUCGCGCCUCACGCUCCUCUGGCUCGCCAUCUCCAUCCCCCUCGUCCUCUGGGACACCGUAUACGUCCUCGGUAGACCCCACACCAUGGCCGGCGGGUUCCUCCACUGGCCCCUCUACGUCCCCUAUGCCCUCUACGCCGAGAUCGACUACGUGUACGGCUGGAAGGCGGUGCACGAUCAUCUCGGUUUCACCAGCGCCCAGGGCCUCCUCAACGCCGUCGAGAUCGUCAUGUACCUGGUAUACCUGUGGAUGUGCUACGAGCGCGGAUCAUGGACGCUCGACGGCCGGAGGGGCGGCAAGGCCGCUCUGGUGGGCCUCAGCGCGGCCGUCAUGACCCUGAGCAAGACGGUCCUGUACUGGGCGAAUGAGUAUUACAGCGGCUUCGCUGGCAUUGGGCACAAUGCGCCCCUCGACCUACUCUUCCUCUGGAUCAUCCCCAAUGGCGCCUGGCUGGUGGGCUCAGGGUACAUGAUCUUUGACUUUGGUGGAAACAUCCUCGACGGGUUGGCAAUGGCGUCUGAGCACAGAAAGAGCGCAUAA
Molecule: messenger RNA, 654 nt
Organism: Emericellopsis cladophorae
Lineage: Eukaryota; Fungi; Ascomycota; Sordariomycetes; Hypocreales; Bionectriaceae
Exons: 3
Coding region: 1-654 (217 amino acids)
Source: RefSeq, a predicted model, not a curated record